CUUGAAAGCUAUUAAGCUAAACUAAUACUUAAUUUACUAAUUUACUUGGCAAAUAUUCAGAUCCGUUUUUCUGAUCCCACAUUACCGCAUAAAAGUGUUUUCCGUUUGGUGAAUACAGAACCCGAAACCGAGACAGAGUGAUAGAACAGAGAAAGAAAAAAUAACUACUUCAACCAAAUUAGACACUGCACCAGAAAUGGAGGCUCCACCAGGUGGAUCCGGAUCCGGAUCCGGACCCGAGCGAGAUAAAUCCACCGCUCCCUCCUCUUCUCCGAUCUCCGUCGUCUCCGCCUUCUGGAAAGAUUUUGAGUUGGAGAAGGAGAAAUCUAUAUUGGAUGAGCAAGGGCUUCGAAUUGCAGAGAACCAGGAAAACAGUCAGAGAAAUCGGCGCAAGCUUGCAGAGAACACUAGAGACUUCAAAAAGGCUUCGCCUGAGGAUAAGUUAAGUUUGUUCAAUUCCUUGCUUAAGGGCUAUCAAGAAGAGGUCGAUAAUCUUACUAAGAGAGCAAAGUUUGGAGAAAAUGCUUUUCUCAACAUCUAUCAAAAGCUCUAUGAAGCUCCGGAUCCUUAUCCAGCUCUUGUGUCGAUUGCUGAGCAAGAUCUCAAGAUAUCUGAGCUUGAAUCUGAAAACCGGAAAAUGAAAGUUGAGCUUGAGGAGUUCAGGACAGAGGCAACUCACUUGAAGAAUCAGCAGGCUACAAUACGAAGACUUGAAGAGAGAAACAGGCAAUUAGAGCAACAGAUGGAAGAGAAAGUGAAAGAAAUUGUGGAGAUUAAGCAACGCAGUCUGGCAGAAGAGAAUCAGAAAACAAUGGAAGUUUUGAAAGAAAGGGAACAGGCACUGCAAGAUCAGUUGCAGCAUGCCAAAGACAGUGUUUCUACUAUGCAGAAAUUGCAUGAACUCGCACAAAACCAGUUGUUUGAACUCUGCGCCCAAUCUGAGGAAGAGAGGGCAUCUAAGCAAUCAGAGGUCAAUCUUCUGAUGGAUGAAGUGGAACGUGCACAAUCAAUGCUUCUUAGUUUAGAAAGAGAGAAGGGGGUUCUCCGAAAUCAGUUGCAAACGGCAAAUGAAGAGACUGAAACUAAGAAUAGUGAUAAUUUUGACUCAAAUAGCGCGCUGGAGAAUUCUUUAAAUGCCAAAGAAAAACAAAUCUCUGAUUUGAACAUGGAACUACACAAUAUUGAAACAGCCUUAUCAAAUGAAAGAGAUCAACACAUUAAUGAAGUCAAGAAACUUACGGCCAUGCUCAAUGAAAAGGAGGCUGCCCUUGAGGAGAUGAAGAAAGAACUUAAAGCAAGGCCAACAGAAAAGAUGGUUGAUGAUCUGCGCAAGAAAGUGAAAAUUUUGCAGGCAGUGGGUUAUAAUUCAAUCGAGGCCGAAGACUGGGAAGUGGCUACAAGUGGAGAAGAGAUGAGCAAGAUGGAGUCUCUUCUUCUUGAUAAGAACCGUAAAAUGGAACAUGAACUAACACAGUUGAAGGUCACACUUUCUGAGAAAACGUCCAUACUGGAAACAGCUGAACAGAAGAUAGCAGAACUUACAGCAAAGUCUAAUGAACAACAGAAAUUGAUACAGAAGUUGGAAGAUGAUAUAUUGAAGGGAUAUAGUUCCAAUUCAAAAGACCGUAAAGGGAACUUCCUUGAUGAUUGGGAUCUUUCAGAAGCUGGUGGGGGUGAGGUUUCUGAGAAUACUGACCAAAGGCAAGUAUCCUUAGACCAAGAUCAGAGCUCAAUGCUUAAAGUGAUUUGCAAUCAAAGAGAUCGAUUUAGGACCCGCUUGCGAGAGACAGAAGAGGAAAUAAGGCAGUUGAAGGAGAAGAUUGGGGUAUUAACAGUGGAACUGGAAAAGAGCAAAGCUGAUAAUGUCAAACUAUACGGGAAGAUUCGUUAUGUACAAGACUAUAAUCAUGAGAAAGUGGUUUCUAGGGGUUCUAAAAAGUAUGCUGAAGAUCUUGAAAGUGGUUUCGCGUCAGAUGUGGAAUCUAAAUACAAGAAGAUAUAUGAGGAUGAUAUAAAUCCUUUUGCUGCAUUCUCAAAAAAGGAAAGGGAUCAAAGAUACAAGGAGUUAGGAUUCAGGGACAGAAUUACACUCAGCAGUGGACGUUUUCUCCUUGGGAACAAGUAUGCCCGAACUUUCGCAUUCUUUUAUACCAUUGGAUUGCAUAUCUUGGUCUUCACCUGUCUCUACCGAAUGUCUGCUCUCAGUUAUCUUAGCAAUGGCCCAGAGGAAUUCCUUGUCGGAGAGAAAAACGUUGAUCUUCCGCGUGGACCAUAGUGGAUAUGCAACUCAGUUUUCAGCGAUUGAUUUCUCAAAUUGAACAGUACAUGUGGUCGAAAUGAAACCUCUUUUCAGUGGUCAUUUUCAACUCAAUUUUCAGUGGUCGAUUUCUCAAAUUGAACGGUGCACAUGGUCGGUGUGCAACCUCUUUUCAGUGGUCUUUUUUUACAGACAGAACGAUAACAUAUUGUCAAUAUUCAAAUAUCAAAUGUAUUGUACAUAUGACUGUUGUUUUACUCUAACAAUGUUGCAAUGAAAUAUAGAGGCAUUUUUUUUUUCUUGAA
Messenger RNA from Glycine soja, 2562 nucleotides. RefSeq names its product protein CASP-like. NCBI's taxonomy places the organism in Eukaryota, Viridiplantae, Streptophyta, Magnoliopsida, Fabales, Fabaceae. The record is from RefSeq and is a predicted model, not a curated record. Gene Ontology annotation, biological process: intra-Golgi vesicle-mediated transport. Bases 197 to 2275 code for a protein of 692 amino acids. Gene Ontology annotation, cellular component: Golgi membrane. The transcript has 19 exons.